AAGAGUUAUAGUUCUACCCCGAGGAAAUGGACAAGCUCCCUGCCAAAAUCACAUCCCCGAAGUCAUGCACAGAUUUGUUUCUCAGAAUCUCAAGGUAAAAACUAGCAAGUAGUCCAACGUCUUCAAGUAUAUAACAAUUACAUAUCACUUUAGGAAGGAACAAGAACACCAGUUCAGAUUCACCAUCUUUUUCAUAUCUUAUAUUCACUUACCCUAGAUCUGUUGAUGAUCUGUAUCUGCGACGACGACGAUGAUAGCGUCUUCUACCUCAGUUUUCUCGAUUUCUUCUGACCUCACCUUUUCUCUUCAACCUUCUUAUCUUCAAUUUUUCAGCAAUACCAAUCUUUUUCAGCUCCAGUUAACUUUCCCUUUCUCAAAGACUUCAAUAUAUCUAUUGCUAAUUUCUAUCUUCUAUUAAAUUUAUCUCCAGUUCCUUCAAAUUAAGACGUACCAACCAUCAGGUUAUCUACCGUUUUCUAACAUCUACCUUGCUUCUGAGACGCGAUCCAAAGUUAUCUCUGGCGCAUACUCAAUAGAAAUUAAAUAUUCUCACAAGGCGACCCAGCCUUCAAUAUGCUAUUUCUCAGACUCUUCCUUCUGACGACCUGGUCAAUAUCAAUAUCUGCUUUUGGAUGGAAAGCCAAAGUAACAGAUGACUCCACUCCUGGUGAGCGGCACAUUGAAAGAAACCAGAAUCAGAAUAGUAGGAUAGAGCUGGCAAAUGCUCGAUCUCGAACCAAUGAACUAUAUUCCAGCGCAAUGCUCGAGCUCAAGAGACUAGAGGAAGAGCCGAUUUGCCACCGAGUGGCUGCACAGCUACUCAUGAGUAAUUGUGAAGGUCUGGAGGAUAUCAAUCAAAAAGAGUAUGACCUUUACAGUGGGCGUAUUCAAAGACAUUAUGUGGAGAGCUUGGCUGCAAGUCUGGCAAUUUGUGAUAUGGAACGAAGUAGUAUGGUCGUCCCUGAUUCUUGCGAGUCUUUCAGGCUACCGUCUUUACUCCGUGCUUCUCAGGAAGCAGACGGAAAAUUACAGGUAUCACAAAAUGAGGUCGGUGCCUGCUUGAAGGGAUUGGGCAAAGAUCCCUCCCAUUGGUUGAGUUGGACCAGUUAUAGGGACAAUUGUCUUUUGAUCUGUCAAGCUGCUCGAUCCGAUAUCGACAAAGGUAAGUCAUCAGUUUAUCUACGAGGAAGCGUCUAAUUAUUCCCAGAUCAAUCGAUUCUUCUACAGAAAAAACUUGUGGAAAUCAUGAGACAAUUUGCGGAGGACCUCGAAGAUGACCUCCAAGAUCUCAAGCGAAAUAUGGCGGAUCAUGCAAGAGCAGCAGGUUCCUACUUUGAAGAAGUCAUGAUGCGGACUGAGAUACUAAAGACCAAGGUUGAAGGUGCAUUCGAGGUCAUUUCAUCCGAGGCAUUGGUAAAUUACAUUUCCCAGCCAUAACAGGUACUCCAAUAGUAACAUGUAUGUCCAGGAUGUUGCGAGCACUCUACGGUCAAUACUGGGUAGUACUGGCGAUAUUCAACGAGUUAUGAAGAAUGUUGUCGAUACUAUACUCCAAAGCAAUGCAGAGAUGGCUGCUGCACAAGAACGGGCUCUUGUGGCCACAUCUGGUACUGCGAAAUCACGCUUGGAAGACAUCAAUGCACUGGCAGAAAAUGCCGAAUCGUCGUUUGAGAGAUUGUCUUAUGCAAUCGUAAGUUACUCCGGACCCUUUUAACGUAACAUGACUAAUUAUCUCUUAGGAUCUUUUGAUUCCCGUGAUCACUUCUAUGAGUGAUAGACAAGAUAAUUUGGAUCAGGUACGGUUUUCGAAUUAAAACCCCUAAGAUGAAACUGAUGUUUGCAGAGGUUCGAAGCACUUAGCGAUGUUGUCGUCAAUAUGACCACCUUGAUUCAGGAUCAUUCGGAGAGUCUUGAACAAGCCAGCUUUACCGCAACAGGUAUUCGAGAGAGUCUUGGGAAAGCAGCCGAGGCCGCGAAUUCAUGGAAUGGAAUCAUGGGUAUGGGUGAACCAUUUGUUAACAAUGCUCUUCGAAUAUUGUCUCCCCCAGUUACCCUCUUUUUUGGAAGUCAUGGUCUUCCGCCAUCUUUGUUUCGCAAUUUUGGUCUCUUCGUCGGAGGUAUGUUUUUGCUUUUCAAAUUCAUACAACACAUGCUAACAGGAUUAGGUUGGGCAGUGGCAGAAACCACGAUACAGUUACGCCAAAUUGAGCACUGGAUUCCACGAAUUCAAAGAUCUAGGGCAUCAACGCAACUGGCAAGAGACAAAGUACUACAGGAGGAAGCACAAAUAACUUUUAGCACUUCCUCAUUACAUAAUGAAACCGGUUCAAUCAAAAAAGCUCACACGCACGAUGUGAGGUAGAGAUGACGGUUUACAUGACUUUUAAAUUUAUUCACCAACGCAAAUGGACUCUUUAGGCCAUCUCUAACGACAAAAUUAUUAAUCUUAGCAAGAGGGACAACAGGAUCUCUCAAAUUUACGACUACCAUGCGGUCAACGAAAAUAUGGAUGAAAUGGGUAACAAGAUAUCACUAUUUAUUGAACAGUAACUAAUUUUGAAGGGCUUUGCAUUUGCUGGGGGAAUAUCAUAUUGCUUGCUGAAGGGUAUGGAGCUACAGUGAAUCAAACAUAGGGGGUACAUACUGGCACGUAUAUCUUUAGGUCCGAAAAGCCAGCCUGGCUUCGAUGUUUGAAGCAAUCCACAGGUGAUAAUUAACAGCAACAUAUGGGAACAGGAACAUAUCUGUAAAUAGAAAAUAUUAUUUAGGUCGACCUUUCAGGGGUUCAGAGCUUUCUGCAAAAUAC
Molecule: messenger RNA, 2806 nt
Organism: Sclerotinia trifoliorum
Lineage: Eukaryota; Fungi; Ascomycota; Leotiomycetes; Helotiales; Sclerotiniaceae
Source: the annotation of a GenBank genome assembly